This is a messenger RNA of Paramuricea clavata, 4151 nucleotides long. NCBI's taxonomy places the organism in Eukaryota, Metazoa, Cnidaria, Anthozoa, Malacalcyonacea, Plexauridae. The record is from the annotation of a GenBank genome assembly.
AACCUGCGAACGGGUGUUGUCACAAAAACAAAUAUGGUUUCCAAAACAGUUUACUAAAUGUGAAAAGAAGUCAAAAGAUGACUGCAUUUCAAGGCCAGAAGUUAAUUCACUUCGACUUAAAAGGUGCAGCACCUAAACUUGAAUACUUGCUACGUUUAAUUCCUCUGCUUCGCGAAUGGGGAGCAACUGGAAUACUUAUAGAAUACGAAGAUAUGUUUCCGUAUAAAGACCAACUUCAAGUCAUUCCUAAACCUUUUUGCUACACGCUGAAUGAUAUCCACAGGCUUCAACAAGCCGCCGAGAACGAGAACUUAACUUUUAUCCCGCUUGUUCAAACGUUUGGGCACAUGGAAUUUGUGUUGAAACACGCAAAGUUUGAGAGUUUACGAGAGACCGUGAGCAAUCCAAUGUCGGUAUGUCCACUGCAUAAGGCUGCUUUGAAUUUGGUAAAAAGUUUAGUGGAACAACUCGUGGAGGCACAUGAGGAUCUUAAGUACUUACAUAUUGGUGGGGAUGAGGUAGGAUGAUGGUACCAUACCAUACUCUUAGUACCAAUACUGUCUACUGUACCAUACCAAGUACCAUGCUAUAUAUAGUGCUAUACCAUACCCUGACUGGAAAGUUUGGAAAUUGCGCGGGGGAAAUUUCGAAAAUUUAAUAGUAAAUAUAUAGAGAGCAAACAAAGUGUGCGGGGAUUUCUCCCCCGCGCAAUACAAACUUUCCACACUGGUACCAUACCAUACUGAGCUACCUCCAGUGUGGAAAGUUUGUAUCGCGCGGUGGAGAUAUCAGCCGCGCAAUUUUGAUGCUUUCUAUAUAUUUACUAUUAAAUUUUUGAAAUCUCCAAACUUUCCAGUCAGGAGCUACCUUAUCAUACCACACCAUACUUUACCAUGCCAUACUUUACCAUACCAUACUUUACCAUACCAUAUUAUAUUACCAUACUAUACCAUAUACUAUACCAUACUUUAAGUACUGUGUAUACUAGUACUAUACAAUGCACUAAUAUCGGUAUAUCAGUCCUAAAUUCAAAAUAUCAGUAUUGUAUUUUAAUUAACAAAUUUAUACAAUAUAUUUUAAAUUUAAAGUUUGGUUAUAACAAAACUCAGUGACCCAAAUCAAUGAUUAUAUAAAAUAAUUCAACAUAAUUUACCAUAUACUAUAUCAGAUUAUACUGUACAGUACCAUACAACAUAUACUAUUCCAUACCAGACCAUGUUGCUAUGCAAUUUAUUCCAUACCAAAACAUACAUUCUGUACCAAAGUAACCAAACCGUACUUUACCAAACCAUACAGGGGUUAAAAUGCUAUUAAAUUUGGUAAGCAGAUCUUAUUUGCUGGUAGCCACUUGGUUGACUAAAAAAUCUUUAAAAUUCCAACCUUUAACAAACAAAAUUUGUUACAUUGCAGGUGUUUAAUUUAGGGACGUGUCCGACCUGCCAGGCGUCGACCAUGAGCAAACAACAACUUUUUAGAAGUCACAUGAUUCCGCUUCUCAAAUACAUUAAAACUAAAUGGCCGAGUAUCUCUUUGCUUAUGUGGCAUGAUAUGAUAGCAGAGUACAGCAUUGAAGAACUGCAACCUUUUGGCAAUCUCAUUGAACCAAUGGCGUGGGGUUAUGUGGACGAUAUCAGCAGUUAUUUUCCAAAAGACAUGUUUGGGCGAUUUGGUCAAGUGUUUGAUAAUAUUUGGGUGGCAAGUUCUUUUAAGGGGUCUUCGGGUUAGUAAAUUUUAAAACAGUUUUCAACUGAUGAACAGGAGCGGGUCUACCCCAGGUGUGCAGAGAGGUGUGCACCCCAUCUAGUGGUGUCAGCUAGCAUCCCCCUAGAGAAGUCUAGCACCACCCUAAGAAAAUCUGCUUGACCAUACAUUUUCUGCUUUUCGAAUAGCGAUUAGCGGAACUUCUACUGUUAGCGUGUGUCGAUUUCUUGAAACGAUUUAAUUUACUUUUUGAGCUCAUGAGAAAAUAUUCAGAAUGCUUUAGUUAAAUAUCAUGGUUAAGUUUGCAAACAUGUUGAGGUUGUUAUACAACCAUAUUUUCAAAUAUACUGUACUUUGACAAGCAAAUUUACUGUACUGUCCUACAGCAACUGUCCAGUCACACAAACAUGAUAAAAAGCUGAUAUAAACUUUAUAAACCAGGGUUUUUUUUCCAGGAUUUUCUCUUGGGUCCGUUUUUGCAGAGAAGACUGAGUUUAGAUGAACAGCUGGGGUGGUUGCACCCCCUCCCCUACUGGGGGGGGGGGCUGACACUUGUACUCAAUAAAUGUAGUUGAGACGGAAUGUGUUAAAGCAGGGGGCACUAAGGGACACUAUAAACUGAUUAAAGAUGAGGCCGUUUAACGCCCUGAAAAAAAGCCUGAUAAACAAAAGAUAAUGUAAAACGUAACAGAAUGGCAGAUUCGGGCAUCUCAAAUAAUGGUAAUGUUGGAAUAGUAACGUUGCAGACUGCGGAAGAGAGUGGGCACCCUAUUGAAAACCUGCACCCCUCCUUGCAGAUGAGGCUAGAUCCGCCCCUAACUGUCAAACCUAAAUCUUAUUGUUCUGUUCUGUCAUCUUACAGGACCUACAGCGGAUUAUGUGCCACUGGAACACCACGUGGCUAAUCAUUUAUCCUGGCUUCAACUUAUCUCCAAUCUACCUGAAACGACUCGAUGCAAGAUCUCGGGUAUAGCCAUCACCGGCUGGUCAAGGUAUGAUCAUUACGCUACGCUUUGCGAACUAUUUGUCCCUGCCAUUCCUUCUCUAGUCCUGUGUUUAGCCAUACUAGAGAAUGGUCAUCUUACGAAUGAAAUUGAAGAACUAGUUGCCCAACAGCUUGGGUUUACAUCGACUCGGUCUCUAAAACCAAUAGUCACCGACCCUUAUGCCGAGUUCGAAAAAGGCUGUUUCCCAGGGGCUGACCUGUUCUCGUAUGUUGCAUAUUUGGAAAAAGCAAAAUUUUUCCUCAAACGGACAAACUUUCAAAUGAAAGGCUGGCUCACUCAAUGGCACCAGAAAAGUAAACUCGUUAAUACGGCUCACAUCGAGCAUGCGCGUUGGUUGUGCGAUGUUGCCCUUAAGAAUUUGAGUUUUAUUCGGGCACACGUCCGUGAGUGUCUUAGGGAAAUUUACCACGAAGAAACUGUCGAAGAAUGGUUAGAUGUGAAAGUGGAAGUACGAAUACGAAAAGGAAAUGGCUAUUUGGAAAUUUUAAAUAAUUUUAAUCUGAAAGGAACGUAAUGAAUGCAAAGUUAUCACACAGGAACUCGGCAUGCAGUUAGGUACUGUACGCACGCGCUCGAAAACACAAUUGACUCUUUGAAUGAAAAUUUGAGUCUAAUUCAUCCAGACCAAAACUGACCAAACUUAAAAUAUAACCACGCAUAGAUUUUUGGUAUGGCAAUUGCUAGAUAGUAUACUUCAAAAUAAGGUUUCCGUUUUUAUGUCAAUUUUUAAAAUAAGUUAGGGUUAGGUUAGGGUUUAGGUUAGGGUUUAGGUUAGGGUUUAGUUUUGUGUUAGGAUAGUUUUUUCUACGUUAUAAAGACGGAAACCUUAUUUUGAAGUAUACUAUCUAGCGAUCACCUUUUUGGUAUAUGUGAUAUUUGGUCAUUCCAAGAAGAAAUGUAAUAUAUCUUUAUAAUAAAAAAUCGCAUAUUGAUCAACUCUCGACGGUGAAAAUAUGCAAUUUCGACAAACAAUUUUUAUGCGACUCACAUUUGCUCAUUUUUUCUCAUCCUACAGUUAAAAGCACCGAGUAAUUAACGUGCAAUGGCAUGCUAAAGUUGAAUUACCUUUUUAUACACCUUGUAUAAUGGACAAGAAAGCGUGCAUGUAUUCGACCUAGCAACCGCGUAGAAAAUAAUUAGAGCACACAAAUAAACUAUUUUCCCCCAAAUAAUAAAUAUAUUAUGUUAUAUAAUUGUCCAGCAUAUAUAAAUUGAAUCGAUCUAGGAAUCAAUUUUUCGAAGAACAUAUAUAAACUGAGUCUAUGUACUAAGUUUGUAAAAUAACUUGUACUUGUGAAAUCGAUGUCGGAAAUUCCAUAUUAAGAAGUGCUUAUCUCUCUUCCCCAGAUUGUCUCUCGUUUAUUUAAUUCUUUUUCUUCUAUCUCGCUUUCUCGUAUCUGUCCAGACGGAAACGCCCAUGUGCCAGUAUAGCAAUGUUUUCGC